AUGUCCGAAGCGUCACUUCCUGUAGCGGCGACCAGAGGCCGACAACAUCAGACGUUCAUUAAGGGCUCCAUCUUCAACAGAGACCAGGACAGCCUCGUCGCGAACUGCAACGACGCAAACGAUGAGUUCAAUCAGAAUUACCUAGGUGGAAGCUGGGCCUUUCCAGUCGCUCAAUGCCCCGCCUUUGAAGUGAAGCCGGGGCUUGAUGUGCCAGACCAAUGGUCUAAUGAUGGCUCCCAAUGCUCACCAGUAUUAUCUCUUGAAGAUCCGCAACCGAUGAAGAUUAUGUAUCCGAAUGCCCUACAGCUGGAUAGCAUCCACAGUAGUGAUGCUUGCGGUUUCUUUCAACCUGUUGCCGUUCCGCCGGGCUACCAGUCACAGUUUGUUGAUCAAAUCUCAGGACACCAGAAUAAUUAUAUAUCACAUAUACCACCAUAUAUUCAGGCAACUCCUCCAAACUGCGAACACCUUCUUGGAAUGUUUCAACCUGCGCCGCAUUAUAGCUUGGUGUUAAAUCAACAGGCGGAUCCGAUGUGGUUGAACUCUACUUAUAUGAGUCAAAAACCGAUUAAUACCAUAAUAAAUAACGCUUCUACAACCGUCCAAAGCGCUCGUUCUCCUCUAAAGCUUUACUGGCCAAGUGAAAGGAACGAAAUUCCAGUCUCGGCGCCAAAAAGAAAGCGAACUAGCCCGGAACCCUCAAACAAAAGAAGCCAUGCAGCAAAGCCAGAGAAGCCUCUGUCUGAAUUUGUUGUUGUCUUUGAGAACUCUCCGGGUGCUUUGUUAGGCGUCAAACAUCGGCGGAAGCUAGAUGAUCCCGUCAGAAAAGCUGCGAGAGAUGUUCGCAAAGCCGGUGCUUGCCAUCAGUGUAGAUUUAGGAAACGAACUUGCUCAACUGGUUCUCCAUGUAUAUCUUGUCUGAAGAAUGGAAACGGGUUGCAUGAAGUAAAGUGCCAACGAGAAAGUCCUUUUGUUGGAAAGCUCAUGCAUCAAUAUUUCAUGUCUUCUUCGACGAAACGGGUUCUUUCCUUCAAAAUAAAAUAUACGCAAACUUCUCAAUCUAGUUAUAAUGGAGAAAAUGUCACAAUUGAUGGCAUAGGAAGAACAUCUCAUCCAAUAAAAUUGCGAGUCCGGAGAACUCCUCUGAACGGCUUACCUGCUGAGGAACAGGAGACCAUCAAACGUGUGAUGAGUGUCAAAAAUAUUCCGCCAGUUUCAGAUGACUUUGAAUUUAUUCUCCUCGAAGACGAUAAUAAAUGUGGAAAGGAAGUGGAGCAGUGGGCUAUGGAGUAUACCUCAAAGUUCGUCCAUGCUGCAGGACCGGAGUUCCAUUCCACGACGAUAGCGCAAAUACUUGGAACGGCAUAUGUAAAAAAGAAUUUACCAGAGUCUCAAUUGGUCUCGGUAAUGUUAAGAGUUUCGUCGUUGGCGUUUGUUCUCCGCGCUGGUGUGAGAUGUUCAAAUUCUGAUAUAAGCCGCCCUGGGUAUUAUACCGUGCAAGCAAGUAUCGACACGAUCUUAUAUGAACGGCUUCAACUGGCUGAAAAGGAGUUAUUCCAGAUGCUCCAAAGACUGAUAUUUCGAACCGCCGGAUGUCUUACGCGUGGACAAAUUUUCCCUGUUGCACUGGUUCUUUGGCAGCUGAUGCGAUUCUUGUCAUUGAGUUCGAGCCACCUUUCUAACAUUGUCCAGAAGUUUCGACCGCAAGCACAAUCCCAAGCUGACUAUCAGUUCAUUGGGCUUCGCCUACUCCUCUCGACUCACAUGGCACUUUUCCGCUCCAGUAACCCUCUACUUCUUGAUAUCAACGACAAACAUAACAGAGAUCUCAUUGGAGGUGACGAUGAAUUGGCAAAUCUUUGCGCAAAGAUGCGAAACGUCGUUUUGAAUUUCCGAGAGAAAGGUGCACCAGAGAUGAAGGGUAGCAUUGCCUAUAAGAAAGAAUACUUCGACCUUUUCCGAAAAGUAUACACGGGCUUAUGA
Glarea lozoyensis ATCC 20868 is the source of this 1983-nucleotide messenger RNA. RefSeq lists its product as uncharacterized. The transcript is spliced from 5 exons. Bases 1 to 1983 code for a protein of 660 amino acids. Gene Ontology annotation, biological process: regulation of DNA-templated transcription. The record is from RefSeq and is a predicted model, not a curated record. NCBI's taxonomy places the organism in Eukaryota, Fungi, Ascomycota, Leotiomycetes, Helotiales, Helotiaceae. Gene Ontology annotation, molecular function: zinc ion binding; DNA-binding transcription factor activity, RNA polymerase II-specific.